Molecule: messenger RNA, 2294 nt
Organism: Daphnia carinata
Lineage: Eukaryota; Metazoa; Arthropoda; Branchiopoda; Diplostraca; Daphniidae
Product: MFS-type transporter SLC18B1-like
Exons: 11
Coding region: 47-1810 (587 amino acids)
Biological process (GO): transmembrane transport
Molecular function (GO): transmembrane transporter activity
Source: RefSeq, a predicted model, not a curated record
UUAUAUUCUAAACGCCUCUUUCAAAAAUAAUCUCCUCCUUCCGCAAAUGGCGUGCUCAGAAUCAAGUGUUGAGUAUUUACACGAGCUUUUCUCCACAUCAAAUAUUUUGCCAGAAGAUCCAGCUUUAGUUCUAUUUGAAAAUAACCAUGGAAGAACUAGCCCUAACCACUGGACAACAAUGAGUGACACAUUGAUAGUCUCGCCAGCAGCGGGUCGAACUGUUUUGGACGUUAUUGUUUGCAGUGGUAUUGACGCUCCGAAAUAUGCUAUUUCUGAUUGCCAAACCUUGGCGAUGAAGAGUGGAACAGGAAUCAGAUCCCAAUCAGUAUCAAAUCUAACUGACAAGAAACUUUGCCACUCUGAUGAAGAAAUUUUACAAUUAAAAAACAAAUUCCUGCUUCUUGCUGAAUUAAGAAACAGGAGAUUUUUCCGGCUGCUGGAGGAAAACCAAAAAUGGACACUUGCUCUUGUAUGUGCUGUCUAUUUCUUCUGUUACUCUGCAAUAUCUAUGCUUUCACCGUUCUUCCUAAAGAUAGCAGUUUUGCAUAACAUUUCCACAAGCACAUAUGGUUUGAUUUUCAGUAUUCAUCCUGCUGUAGUGUUCUGUACAUCCCCUUUUAUUGGUCAUAUCACACCUUCCCUUGGACCAAAAUUUACCUUUAUUUCAGGUGUCUUCCUCUGUGGAAGUUGCAAUGUGCUGUUUGGAACACUUGAAUAUGUCCAGGACGACACCCAGUUUACUGUACUCUGUUUUAUUAUAAGAGGAUUGGGAGCUGUUGGAGCCGCAGCAUUCUCGACAGCUGGAGCCACCUACGUUGCAAACAUGUUCCCCGAUAAAGUCAGCGUAAUUAUGGGUACAUUGGAAACGUGUAUUGGCUUGGGAUUUUCGAUUGGACCACUAAUCGGAGGAGCCCUAUUCACGUUAGGAGGCUUUCAGCUUCCAUUCUACGUUAUGGGUUCGGUAAUGCUUCUGACGUUACCAUUUACUUUUCAUAUCCUACCAAAAAUGGGACAUAUUAAUAACAAUGGACAUCACGGAACAAAAUUGUUAACAAUUUUCAAAAUACCUGCUGCCUCGAUUGUUUGUUUAGUAAUUGUUGUAUCGUCAAGCGCUUGGAGUGUUUUGGAGCCAACUUUGGUUAUCCAUAUGGAGCAGCUUGCUCCUAUGCGACUUGGACUUCUAUUUCUUGUCACGUCAUUCAGUUAUGCCAUUUUUAGUCCGUUUUGGGGCUGGCUAGUUGGCAAAUAUGACCACGAAAAUUUAAUGAUGAUAGUGGGUUUGUCGGCUACUGCAAUUAGUUUGCUAUUACUGGGACCUUCUCCUGUUUUACCGGAACUUCCUAAGUUAUUAUGGCUUGACAUCUUAUCCCUUUUUCUGAUCGGUGUAUUUGUAGCCAUGGCAUACGUGCCAACUUACCAGGCUUUGCUCGGAUAUGCCAUACAAGUAGGCUGCAACACGGAACUGAGUACGUAUAGUGCCAUUGCUGGUUUAUGGGCAUCCAUGUAUUCCUUGGGAGAGGUCUUAGGUCCAUGCGUCGGCAGUAUAAUAGUUGACGUGUAUGAUUUUCCCAUGGCUAUGACAACUUUUGGAUUACUCAAUUUGGCGGUAGCACUAUUAUUGCUGUGCAAUCAGGUGUGCGCGGCCAUUUGGUCGAAACAAAAUGUGUCCAAUAUGCAACUUCUGUUAUCCAAUAACGAUACUCCCAACAUCUCGCAAGUUGGACCUGCGGACCCCGCUAUCGCCAUUGAUGAAGAAGAAAAGCUAAUUUUCCGGAAAGAUACAAGUCAGACAUACGGCACAGCAUGCUAAUGUAAAAAGCGUUUCUUCCUUAAGAAAUCUUUGUCGGAAAAACCUCUAAGUCUGCGUGACUAAGAAAGCGUAACCAAUAUUCUGCAUUGGUUGAAUAGCGCAGUCCCUUUCAUAUAGUUGAUUUUUAUUCUGUCCCGUGAGUCCCGAAUCGCAAUCUUCUUUUGUUUGAAGCAAAACGAUUUUUUUAGAUACAACCAAACAUCUGAUGCAAUACACAGUAGACGAACAACUCAAAGAACAACAAUUGUGAGAACAUCGGGUACUGUACCUUUAACGGGUAACAUCAUAGAAGAAGGGGAAAAGCUAGCGGGUUAAUGAAUCGCUAUGAUGACGAACCCAAGGGCUAAAUCGAUGGGCAGCAACUAAAAAACUUUAAAUUAUUCCGGUUGCGCUAACAAAAAGAAAUGGUAGUACCCCAAACGAAUCGAAACAACAAUUUGAAAUGAUUUUUGAAUGAAAUUUGUAGACCAGUUGAUGGGCCGCA